This is a messenger RNA of Phyllopteryx taeniolatus (common seadragon), 4503 nucleotides long. RefSeq names its product zinc finger TRAF-type containing 1 (gene zftraf1). The record is from RefSeq and is a predicted model, not a curated record. Gene Ontology annotation, molecular function: zinc ion binding. The transcript is spliced from 6 exons. Bases 896 to 2005 code for a protein of 369 amino acids. Gene Ontology annotation, cellular component: nucleus. Lineage: Eukaryota; Metazoa; Chordata; Actinopteri; Syngnathiformes; Syngnathidae.
UUUUUUGAGCGGGUUUAUUGCAACAACAAAAAAAUAAGGUUACCAGUUAGUUGUGGUCAACAAAGCACUUUCGAGCAUCCGCGUGGGCGCCGACGUGCCUUCAAACAGCUUUAAAAAGCAGUCACAUGACAACUUUGGUCAGCUUUCAAAGCCCUCUUGCUUCGUCUGCGGCCACUGCGCAUGCGCCGUCCCCAACUCUUUAAAUACCCCCAAGUCAUCUGCGGGCACAAAACAUUCCGCCGUCCGCUGAUUCGACACGACGAGACGGUGGGGGACAAAAGGCGGCGAUUCACACAACAAAUUCGGCAUUUAUCCAGUUCGAAAAAUGUUACGUUUUUUUUCGGAAUACUUCUCAAUUUUACCCGGAGUCGUAUAAGGGUGAAAACUCGGCGAGAGAGACGGGGGGAGGGGGGGGAGACGGAAAGGGAGAAAACAAAGAUGGCUGUGUGAGCCUGAGAGACGAGCCAACAACAACAACAAGCGUCCGCCGACCGGGACAGUCUUCUCGGGCAGCCGGAGCGGACACGCCGGACUUGGGACAGGCGAAACGAGCCGAGCUGUCGGGAGGGUGAGAGUCCCCCUCCCCCCAAAACAGCUGAGUUGUUUUUGUUCUGGCUGCCCACCCCGCCGCGCUCAGGGCUCGGUGUCAACUAGCUAGCCGCACCGUAAGUCCUCCACCACGGGUGACAUUUUGUCUUCACCUCGGUUGUGACUUCCGGAAAAGCUUUAAAAUUAGCCCUACAGAUAAGUCUGUUAACAGUCUUGUUUGGCGUUAGCACAGGUGUUAGCCGACUAGCGAGCUAGCUGUCAGUUAGCCUCGAAGCUAAGCCACCGCACAAGAUCAAAUAAGUGAAUUUCUGGGGGGUUACGUAGAAAGUUCUAGAGGGAUUUGGCCAUGGAAGACGGCGACGUGAUGUCCGCCCCCGGCGGCUCCUCCGCGGCCGUCGUGGCGGGGGUGGCCGAGGCAGUGGCCGUGGCCGGGGCAGGGGCCGGGCUCGUCGGGCAGGAGGAGUCCGGGACGCGGCCCGAGGCGGACUCGGACGAACCGCCCAAGAAGAAGACCAAAAUACCCGAGGGGGAGUCCGGCAAGCUGGAGGAGAGACUGUACUCUGUGCUGUGCUGCACCGUGUGCCUAGACUUGCCCAAGGCGUCUGUGUACCAGUGUACCAACGGGCACCUGAUGUGCGCGGGCUGCUUCAUUCACCUGCUGGCCGACUCUCGCCUCAAGGAGGAGCAGGCCACGUGUCCCAACUGCAGGUGCGAGAUCAGCAAGAACCUGUGCUGCAGGAACCUGGCGGUGGAGAAGGCGGUCAGCGAGCUGCCCACAGAGUGCACCUUCUGCCUUAAACAGUUCCCCAGGUCCAGCCUGGAGAGACACCAGAAGGACGAGUGCCAGGACAGGGUGACGGUGUGCAAGUACAAGCGCAUCGGGUGCCCGUGGCAGGGCCCCUUCCACGAGAUGCCCGCCCACGAGGGCGAGUGCUCGCACCCCACCAAGACGGGCACGGAGCUGAUGGGCAUCCUGGGCGAGAUGGACCAGAGCCACCGCAGAGACAUGCAGCUCUACAACAGCAUCUUCGGCCUCUUGUGCUACGAGAAGAUCGGCUUCACCGAGGUGCAGUUCCGGCCGUACCGCACGGACGACUUCAUCACGCGGCUGUACUACGAGACGCCGCGCUUCACCGUGCUCAACCAGACGUGGGUGCUGAAGGCGCGCGUCAACGACUCGGAGCGCAACCCCAACUUGUCGUGCAAGCGCACGCUCUCCUUCCAGCUCAUCCUCAAGAGCAAGGUGAACUCUGCGCUGGAGUGCUCGUUCCUGCUGCUGAAGGGCCCGUACGACGACGUGCGCAUCAAGCCCGUCAUCCAUCACUACGCCUUCAGCAACGACGACAACGAGACGGACUACGUGCUGCUGCCCAUCUGCGACUCUGUCGAGUGCAACAAACUGCUGGCCGCCAAAAACAUCAACCUGCGCCUCUUCAUCUUCCAGGUCCAAAAGUAAAAACACACAAAAUCCCCAGACCACCACCACCACCACAAUGACGACUAGGACGAGCGACCGACAACAAGACAACGAUAGACGCCACUCAACCACUGAUACCUCUUAACACGCACACACGCACACACACAUAAACACACACCCUACUAAUCCACUUACCUCCUUUUCCACCACAAGCGAGAAGACCCCCUUAGGAAACGAGAUUGAUUUUGGGGUUAGUGGCCCCGAGGUGGUCGGUGUGUAGCAGUCGGACCCCCGCACACCCAAGGGCCCAAAGUAGCACACGCACACACAUUGACCACAACAAGUGUGUGCGCGUGUGCGUGUGUGCGUGUCACCCCACCCCCACGACUCCCCAUUUGAUUUAUAUUUAACCAUUCUUUCUAACAGUUAAUAUAUUUAACAACAUAUUUGAGUUGCUUUUAAGGCCCCUCGUAUUUCGUGUGUGUUUGUGUGAAGUUAACCUGAUCAACAAAACCCCUUUUUUUCCCACCAUACGUCACGUUUAAAUACUCGUAAAAAUAGCAGUGUAAAAUAAAACAAUAUUUUCAAAAAAAUCCAAGAAAGGUAGCAUCCUCACCUGUUCAAACGCUUCCGUUUCACCCGCAUAUCUCGUGACUUGUCAUUUCAAAUUAUUACUAUUAUUUAUUUUUUUACAAAUUCUUUAGUGCAUUUGCGGGGAAAAAAAACGUUAAAUGUGUUUAAUGAAAACAAUUAAAACACAUCUCAAAUAAAUUAAACUUCAAAUAAUAGUAGCUAAUUAAAAUAUUUUUAAAAGUACAUUGAUUCCAUUUUUUAGGGGUAAAGGGAUGUUUAAAAAAAAAAUGUCUCGAAGAAAGAAUCAUUCUCACCUGUUUUAAUGUAUAAAACUUUGAUGGAGUCCAUUUUUUUCCCGCCACCCCUGUCAAAUUGAAAUGAUCUUAAAAAGAGUAGCGCAUUCAUAUUUCGUUUCCCUAAAUAUAGUGCAUUUUCUACAUUUUUUUAUUUUGAUUUUUGGGGGGGAUUGUUUAAAGUAACGAUGAACGCACCAAAUGCCUUGAUCGUCACCACCCUCCCCGGUGGUCCUUUUCCCCUGCCAAAAUUGUAAAUCUUCCAACAAAUAAAUACAUAAAUAAAUAAAAUAAAAAGUCAAUAUGAUUUUUAGAAUAUUAGUUUUUUACAUUUUAUGUGGCUAAAAUGAGUUCUCACCUCUGUCGAAAGCUUUGAGGCGCUCUUUUAUUCCUGACACACUCAUCAAAUUUAAGUGCUUCGAAAUAGAGUUGCAUAUGAACAUGUUUUAAAAAAAAAUAUUUAGUGUACUUUUUUUUUUUUUUUUUGGCUUAAAUUAUUUUUCUAAAACAUUAUCAAAGCGUGACAGGCAGUCUCAAAACUUAAAGCAAGUCACACAUUUUGUUCUCGCCACCGUAAUUUGUUCCUCAAAAUACUGUAUUUCCAGUUAAUUUCAAAAACAAAUGACGACAUUUUGUCUGAGUAAAAUGACAUUUUUUUCCCCUCCCCAAGUGCAACAGGUAUUCUUACCUUUGUUGCACUCAUUUCCCCUGUCAACCCUGUCAAAUGAUAUCUUCAAAAAAUAAUUGCACAUCUGGAUUUAAAAAUAUGAAUAUAAAAAAUUAUUACUGAAGCAUAGCAGAUGUAAAAGCUAUGAGGUAGUCCAUUUUUUUGUGCCGCCAAUUUUUUAAUGCUUUUAAAAAAAAAAAUUUACAAAAAAAGUGUCAUCUUAACACAUUUUCAAUUUUGUUUAGUGAAUUUGCUCUAUUUUUAUGGGUGGUGUGCGCGUUUCAAAAUAUAUUAAAAAGGUCGCAUUCUCGUGUGUUCCAAAACUUCACUUUUACUUGCCACCAAUUUUCCAUACCAAUGUAGUAGAUGUUUUUUUUUUUUUUUUUAAUUAUUAUUAUUUAGUGCAUUUGUCAAAACAAAACAAAAAUCUGGGGGGGGGGUAACAGUGCAUUUAGAGUUUUUGAACGCAAGUGAGGAUGCUGCCUUUUUGAAAUAGUUAUUAUUUACCCUUAUUUUUUUUCACCACCAAUUUCAAAUAGAAAUGUUCCUAAAAAUAGUGCUGUGUCAACAUGUUAAAUCAUUUGUUCAUUUUUCUGUUGGAGUUAAAGUGCGGUUUAAAAAAAAAAAAAAAAAAAAAGUCCCCCAUUCAUAGUUUAUUCUCCUAUCUGAUUCGUGACCUCUUUAGUGUAACAAGGAGGCGUAUGCGUGCGUGCGUGUGUGCGUGCGUGCAAGGGUGGGGUCUUGCGGGGGUCCGCCACCCGGAGGACUUUGGACUUACUUGAAGGAGCAGAUGUUACGUGAAUAGAAUCUACUGUCAAGCAGAUAGAAGACGUCGCUCCUCCCGACCUCUGCUGUAUUUUUGGGGCGUGUUCAAGAAGGCAAAAAAAACAAACAGAAGAAGUUUCGUCUCUGCCGGUGGACUCUCUCAUCUCACUAUGGCUGUACAUGUGCCUUUUAUUAUUAUUAUUAUUAUUAUUAUUAUUAUUAAAGUUCAUCAACCUGCA